AUGUCGUUGAAUUUAAAGACUAUGAUUUUAUUGGUUGGUGCAGCGGGUGUAGCGGUGUUUGCCUUUCUGAUGACCUAUGAAUUCGUAGAGCUGAUCAUCAAUCUAAUGUAUACGUGCGUCUUAAUGAUAGUGGUUGCCUUCUUCUAUCAGAAUCAACAUAAUGCAAAGUCAAUCGUUGGGUUCCUUUUAGAUAUUCAAUUCGAUGAUAGUUCUGCUGCUGCUGCCACUGGUAACAAAGAUAAAUCAACUUCAACAUCUUCAACAGACCAAUCAUCAUCAUCAUCAUCACCUAAUCAACAUUCAUUCUCAAAGCUCAAUGGAAAUAUUGGACAACAUAGAGUUGGUGGUGUUAUUUCCUCUGACUCUAGUGCCACUGAGAUGUCAUCGGUCGACGGUAAUAACAACAAGAGAAAGUCCGAUAAGGAGAUUGUAGCGCAGUUGUAUGAGCAGAUCAAGGAUCUGAAUCUGCAGUUCUUUACGGAGCGUGUCAAUAGCGACAAGGAGAAGUUGGCACUUCAGCAGCUUCUCAAGACUGUGGAGGCGGCCGCUACCGACGCCAACCAGGAGCGAACAAAAUGGAAGGUUGCUGCCGAGCAACAGAAAGCAAAGAACACCGAGCUGAUAAAGGAGCGUGAUCACUUGGCGUCGCUAGAGUCUCGUCACCAAUCAAAGUUGUACGACUACGAGCGCAAGGAAAAGAAUUGGAACGACAGCGAGAAGAUGUUGGUAAAGAAGAUCUCAGAGUUCAAAGACACCAUCUCACAGCAAAAGAAAGACAACGAAGAAAAGACAAAGCGUAUCGGUAAGCUAGAGGAUCAACUCGCCAAACUACAGAAGCAACUACAGAUCAACGGUGUGCAACUCAAAGAGUUGCAAGUCAUCCAGCCAAGUAUGAAUAUCGGUGCUACCAUUUCCACUUCUCAACCAGUGUUGUCGUCAACUCCAUCUAAACCGAUUGUCGUUGUAGAGCAUAGCAAGCAACAAUCAUCAUCAUCAUCAUCAUUGAUGGUCGAACAACAACCAACUACACCAGCUACUAGCAGCGCUAUUCCAAUUAUACAACCAUCACCUGGAACCUCACCAAAUGGUGGAAUUCAAUUGCCACCACCUUCCAUUGUUACAACAUCGACCAUCACCACUAUUUCAAAUACAACCGCCGUUUCCAUGAAUUCCAAUAUUACACUGAGCUCGAGUAACAGCGCCAACAGUUUGUUGGCGGGAAUUAGAGAUUCCAGUGAGGAUGAAGACUCGUCGUCAUCGUCGGUAUCCUCAUCACCCUCAGGCGAAGCACCAAAGCAACUAAAGAAUCUCUUUAAGAAGGUGAAGCAUGGAUCGACAAAGAUCAUAAACAAAGCGCAGAAUCACCUCAACAAACAGUUCCACACUGACUUUUUCACACCACCCACCUCUUCGUCGCCCAACAAGGAUAGAAGCGACGUCGAGCGUGACAUCUUUGAAGGAUUCAACACACCGCUCAAAGAGCCAUCUACAGCCGCCGUACCCAAGGAGAAGAAGGUUAUGUUUGAUGCUAACGUCGAGAAGGAGAUCUUUGGUAAUGGUACCGAUAUUUUCAAAUCGUUGCAACAGCCAUCGGACAAUGGUGCCGACCUUACAAAGAAUAUUCCCGAUAUAUUUACAUUCGACGAGGAGAGCGAUAACAAAUCGAAUGAGGCAAACGAAUUCUCUGAUCUACUCACCCAAAUUGGUGUUGGCAGUGGUGGAUCAUCGGAUCUCAAAUUCAAUUUCAAUGAAACAUUGAUCUCUGGCGGUGGUGGAUCCAGCUUCAUCAGUGGUAGUAGCAACCGAAGCAGUACAAGUAGUAUUUCCAGUGAGGAUUCACUGUUUUCCUGUAUCAAAGAGUUCUCAAUCAAAGAAUCGGAGAACAAAGCUGGAUUGCGUCGUGCCAAGAAGAAACCAUUGACACCCAACGCAAAUAUGAUGGAGGAUGUAUCGUUUGGUCAGUUCCCAUUCAACAAUAACAGUGAGAUUGCUUUGUUUGGAGUUUUCGAUGGUCAUGCAGGUCGUGAAGCUGCCGAUUUCGCAAACACUUUGUUCCCAGCGGAAAUUCAAAGACUGAUCAACAGCAAACCAGAAUAUCUUGAAAAAGCCGACAUGACCGAUCUCUUUAUGACAGCAUUCGCAUCGGUCGACAAUCAAAUGCAUGAGGAAUGUCAAUACGUAGGUUGUACUGCAACCGUUUCAUUUAUCUGGACAUACGACGGAUCACGUUAUCUCCAAGUUGCAAAUGUUGGUGAUUCUUCUUCAUUCUUAUGUCGAAAUGGUGUGGCUGUUGAAAUGACAUUCGAUCAUAAAGCAAGUCAUCCAUUGGAGAAAAAGAGAAUGAUAGAAUCAGGUAUUACAGUUGGUGAACAACAAACCAGAAUCAAUGGUGUAGCCGUUAGUCGAUCACUAGGAAAUCAUUUCAUUAAGGAUCAAAACAUUGGAAUGAUAGCUAUUCCUCAUAUUUCGAAACCAAUACUCCUACAAGACAGCGAUACCUUUUUAAUCAUGGCAUCAGACGGACUUUGGGAUGUAAUUAGCGGUGAGAAAGCAAUUGAAGUUGGUAAAGAGCUUAUUGAAUCCCGUGGUGCUCAAUCUGUCUCAUCAAACUUACUCCAAUCUGCUCUCCAAAUGAACGAUUGUAAAGAUAAUGUGACAAUUAUUACUGUAAAAAUUUAUUAA
Messenger RNA from Heterostelium album PN500, 2682 nucleotides. RefSeq names its product protein phosphatase 2C. Gene Ontology annotation, molecular function: protein serine/threonine phosphatase activity; cation binding. Gene Ontology annotation, biological process: protein dephosphorylation. The transcript has 2 exons. The record is from RefSeq and is a predicted model, not a curated record. Bases 1 to 2682 code for a protein of 893 amino acids. Lineage: Eukaryota; Evosea; Eumycetozoa; Acytosteliales; Acytosteliaceae.